AACAAAAACAUUCGCUGAAACAAAAACAGUCCGCUGAAUUACUACGCAUUAAGCUUAGCAAAGCGGUGCGUAGAAAGUAAAACAAAUAGUUGAAAAAUAAAAUUCAAAGAGAAAUGUUAAAUUAAUACAAACAGAGCAACUAUAACUAAAAUUAAUUUCAUCAAAAUCUGUAGUAUACAGAAAUAGUUCAAACAAAAACACUAAAGCGAACAACAACAAAAAAGCGAACGCCAAGUUAAGACGCAUUUUCUUACACACACACUUAUUCAUACACACAUACGGAGCCGUGCAAUAAUACAAGGGCCAAAAAACAACAACAAAAAGAGGUUUAAUCUGACUGAAACAAAUAACAAAAACAAGUUAUCUCUUUUUGAAAUAAUAUAAAACAAUAACAACAGUAGGCAGAAACUGAAAAAAAUGUCUACAACACCAAAAUCCACGGAAGAUUUGCUGGGUGAAUCUUGGAUUGAACUAAGCACAACAGCUGCCAUGGCUGGCAUUAAGAGUCCGGACAGAAUAACACCAUUGCCAUUUAACAAUGGUGAGGAAUAUUUGCGUUUAUUGCGUGAGGCUCAACGCGAAUCGAAUCAAUCGAGCCGUGUUGUAUCAUUGGCCAGUUCUCGACGUGACACACCACGAGAUAGCCCCAAAAGUCCACCAAAUAGUCCACAAUCGGAACUCUGUCCAGAUGAUGAGCUAAGAAAUGUUUAUAUUAACUAUUGGACUAAGACUGGCGAUAAACAAAAUACAGACAAUGGAGAUUGGUUGCAAAAUUGGAACAAUCGCGGAGUAGUAGAUGAAAAGCCACCAAAAGAUUGGAUAUUUGAGAAAAAUGUUGGGGAAUCGGAUGGUGAUGAAGAGAAAAAGAAAUCGACUCCAGGUGGCUAUUCCAUACGCUUAAAGCGUCUGGGUGCCCAAUCUAUAUUCUCCCGCGAAAUUCUCUACUCGCUUCUGUUCACCAAUGUCCUGUCCUUGCUGCUUGGCGCUGGCUUUGGAUUGUGGUUGAGCAAGCGAGGCAUACUCCUUACCCGUGUGGUCAUUGACUGAAAUAUGCCAUAAUAAAAAAAAUCAACAACAGAAGCGGCGGCAACGACAGCAGCAACAACAAGAUGAAUAUGACGAUAAAGAUGAAAAUGGAAAUGAAAGAGGAAACAUUAUUUUUUGUUUUCAAUAUGCACAUCAGAACAAGAAACGUUACGUUCCACAAACACCUACAAAUAUAUCUGUCUAUAUAUAUUUAUAUAUACAGAUGUAUGCAGAAAAACAAACCGGAUUAUAUAUAUAUAUAUAUUUAUAUAGGCCAAACGUAUUCCAAGAGCUCAUCAGUAGAAAUUUGAACAAUUUUCUCAUCAAAUUUAAUCUUUGUCAUAAUUUUUAAGAGAUCAAAAUAUUUGCAACAACCUAAAAUUCAUUGAGGAUCGGGGAAUUUUUUUUUUGUUUUUUUUUUAUUCCUGUUUUGUUUAACACAAUAAUUUCUUUACGAUUUUUAUAGACGAUAAAACAAUUUCUUUAUAUAAAAUACACAUAUACAUAAAUAUAUAUAUAUAAAAAAUAUAGAUAUACAUAAAUCCAAUCACACGCCAAACUUCAUCGAUAAUAUUACAUCUUAUAAUACAUCUAUAAACACAUAUAUCUAUAGAUUAUAAUGUAGUUCAAUCAUCUAUAUCAUCUUUUUUGUUUGUUUGUUGUGGCAUCGCAAAAAGCGUUUGUUUUAUUUCUAGUAUAUAGAAAAGGCGAUAACACGAUCACGAUAUGUGUAUAAGAAGAGGAAGAAGGGGUUCCCAGUACCCUGUAAACAAAACACAUAAACACAAUAGUUGUAAUAAUUUUUUAUAUUAAAAAUAUUUUUCAAUAUGUAUUAAAAACAAAGUGGAAAACAAAAACACUUUUUACAAGUCGA
Drosophila willistoni is the source of this 1900-nucleotide messenger RNA. RefSeq lists its product as uncharacterized. The transcript is spliced from 5 exons. Lineage: Eukaryota; Metazoa; Arthropoda; Insecta; Diptera; Drosophilidae. Bases 418 to 1047 code for a protein of 209 amino acids. The record is from RefSeq and is a predicted model, not a curated record. Gene Ontology annotation, cellular component: nucleus; mitochondrial envelope; mitochondrial outer membrane. Gene Ontology annotation, biological process: positive regulation of apoptotic process; mitochondrial outer membrane permeabilization.